Ectocarpus siliculosus is the source of this 5269-nucleotide messenger RNA. NCBI's taxonomy places the organism in Eukaryota, Phaeophyceae, Ectocarpales, Ectocarpaceae. The record is from the annotation of a GenBank genome assembly.
AUGCUGCAGGACUACCACAUCCUCGUCAAGGGGAACAACGACAUGCUGUCCAUCACCCAGCCGCACAUCAUCAAGGAGAUCCACACCAAAUACGUAGACUCGGGCUCGGACAUCAUCGCCACCAACACCUUCUCAGCGACCACGAUCGCUAUGGCCGACUACGAGAUGGAGAAGGACGUCUACGAGCUCAACUUCGAGAGCGCCCGCCUGGCGAGGGAGGCCUGCGAAGAGGCCACGGCCAAGGACCCCACCAAGCCGCGCUUCGUGAUGGGAGCCCUCGGUCCCACGAACCGGACGGGAUCCAUCUCUCCGGAUGUGGAAGACCCUUCGUUCCGAAACGUAACGUUCGACGAGCUGGUGGUGGCCUACAAGGACCAGACCAAGGGCUUGAUCGACGGCGGGGCGGACAUCAUCAUCGUAGAGACUAUCUUCGACACGCUUAACGCCAAGGCCGGAGUGUUUGCGGUUCGAGAGUACUUUGACGAGCAAGGGAUUACGGACGUCCCUCUGUUCGUGUCGGGUACGCUGGUGGACCAGUCGGGCAGGACGCUCUCCGGUCAGACCACAGAGGGCUUCUAUGUGUCCAUGAGGCAUUGCAAGCCUUUCUGCAUCGGGCUCAACUGCGCCCUCGGGGCCUCCCAGAUGCGGCCGUUCCUGCAGCGCCUCGCCAAGGUGGCGGAGUGCUUCGUCCACGUUUACUCCAACGCGGGGCUGCCGAACGCCAUGGGCGGGUACGACGAAACCCCCGAGGACAUGGCUCGCGACAACCUCCUCUUCGCCGAGGAAGGGCUCAUCAACAUGCUCGGCGGCUGCUGCGGAUCGACCCCGGCGCACAUCAAGGCUAUGAAGGACGCGGUUGAGCCUUGCAGCACUCGCGCGCUGCCGCCCCCUCGCGAGCCCUUCAUGUGGCUCUCCGGCCUCGAGGAUCUGAUCGUCACCAAGGAGCGGUUCCAGUUCCUGAACGUCGGGGAACGGUGCAACGUUAGCGGUUCUAUCCGCUUUAAGAAGCUCAUCCUCAAAGGUGACUACCAGACAGCUAUGGACGUUGCCAAGCAACAGGUGGAAGACGGUGCGAUGGUGAUCGACAUCAACCUGGACGACGGCCUACUUGAUGGCAUGGCCGCCAUGCAAAAGUUCUGCAAGAUCGCGGUCACCGAGCCAGACGUUAGCAAGGUCCCGUUCAUGAUCGAUUCGUCCAAGUUCCCCAUUGUGGAGGCCGGUCUGAAGUGGGUGCAGGGCAAGAGCAUCGUCAACUCCAUCUCUCUCAAGGUCGGCGAGGAGGAGUUCAAACGACACGCGAGGAUCGUCAAGGCGCACGGAGCGGCGGUUGUGGUGAUGGCCUUCGAUGAGGAAGGCCAGGCCGCCGACUGCGACAACAAAGUCCGCAUCUGCAAGCGCUCCUACGACAUGCUUGUCGACGAGGUCGGCUUCCCCCCCGAGGACAUCAUCUUCGACCCCAACAUCCUCACCAUCGCCACGGGCAUCGACGAGCACAACAACUACGCUGUCGACUUCAUCCAAGCAACGGAGAGGAUCAAAGAGAUUUGCCCGUACUGCAAGAUUUCCGGCGGGGUGUCCAACCUGUCGUUCGGAUUCAGAGGGGUCAACGUCAUCCGUGAGUCCAUGCACUCGGUGUUCCUCUUCCACGCGGUCAAGGCCGGCAUGGACAUGGGCAUCGUGAACGCCGGGAUGCUGGAGGUGUACGACGACAUCGAGCCCGGCCUGCUAAAGAUCGUCGAGGACGCCGUGAACAACAGGCACUCCGGCGCGACGGAGGCAUUGCUCGAUGCCGCGGAGAUCGAGAAGGAGAAAGCCUUGAAGAACAAGGGGAAGGGCACCGUAGAGGCCUCCGGCUGGCGGACACAGGGGGUGCAGGAGCGCUUGACGCACUCCCUCAUCAAGGGCAUCGACCAGUGGGUCAUUGAGGACGUGGAAGAGUGCAGGCUGAUGCUGGACGAUCAGGGCAAGCGUCCGCUGGACGUGAUCGAAGGGCCUCUCAUGUCCGGGAUGAACGUUGUCGGAGACCUCUUCGGAGCGGGAAAGAUGUUCCUGCCUCAGGUGAUCAAGUCUGCCCGCGUAAUGAAGAAGGCAGUGGCCCACCUCCUGCCGUUCAUGGAGGCCGAGAAGCUGGCUAAAAUGAUCGCCGACGGCAUCGAUCCCGACUCGAUCGACGACGAGGACGACUCCCAGUACGCCGGGAAGGUUCUUAUCGCCACCGUCAAGGGGGAUGUGCACGACAUCGGCAAGAACAUCGUCGCCGUCGUGCUGGGCUGCAACAACUACAAGGUGUACGACAUGGGCGUGAUGCAGCCGUGCGACCUGAUCUUGGCCAAGGCGAAGCAGCUUAAGGUCGAUGUCAUCGGUCUCUCUGGGCUAAUUACCCCCUCUUUGGAUGAGAUGGUCUUUGUCGCCAAGGAAAUGGCAAAGGGCGGGUUCAAGCUGCCUCUGCUCAUCGGCGGUGCCACGACUUCCAAGAUGCACACCGCGGUGAAGAUCAGCCCUCAGUACGCGUCGCCGGAGACACCGGUUAUCCACGUGCUGGACGCUUCCAGAUCGGUGACGGUUGUUGGUGCUCUCCUGAGCGACCGCAAACCGGACUAUGUCGAGGAGAUAAUGGAGGAGUACGAAGAGCUGCGGGAGGAGCACUACGCCGGGCAAGAGGAGAGGCACUACCUCCCCUUCGAGAAGGCAAGCUCCAAGCGCAAGAACAUCGACUUCGAGAAGCGCCCGCCCGUGCCUCCCCCCAACAAGCCGGGAAUUACGGUCGUCACGGGCUCCUACGAGCUCGACGACGUCCUGGACUACAUCGACUGGAAUCCGUUUUUCCAGACGUGGGAGUUGAGGGGUAGGUACCCCAACCGCGGCUACCCCAAGAUUUUCAACGACGAGUCGGUGGGAGAGGAGGCCAAGAAGCUCUUCGAGGAAGCUCAAGUCAUGCUCAAGAAGAUCGUCAAGGAAAAGUCAUUGAACCUUGUCGGCCUCGUCGCCAUCUUCCCGGCAGCCACGGUGGACGGAGAGGACGUCGAGGUCUACGCGAACGACAGCAGGGAAGAGGUGUUGGCGCGGUUCUGCAUGCUCCGGCAGCAGGCCGAGAAGGAGAGCGACGAUCCUUACCUCAGCCAGGCAGACUUCAUCGCGCCAAAGGAGAGUGGCGUGGCGGACUAUAUGGGGAUGUUCGCGAUCGCGUGCAUGGGUUGCGAGAAGAUGGUGAAGGAAUUCGAGGAUCUCAACGACGACUACUCCAAGAUCAUGGUUCAGGCGCUGACGGACCGAUUCGUGGAAGCCUUCGCGGAAAAGCUGCACGAAGACAUGCGCAAGGACAUAUGGGGAUACGCUCCGGACGAGAAGGUGGAGGGUCAGGACUUGUUCAAGCUCAAGUACCAGGGCAUCCGCCCUGCCCCGGGAUACCCGUCCCAACCCGACCACACCGAGAAGCGCACCAUGUGGGAUCUGCUCAACGCCGCCGAGCUGACUGGCAUCGAGCUGAGCGAAUCCCUGUCGAUGAUGCCAGCGUCGUCGGUUUCCGCCCUGGUGUUCGCGCACCCUGAUUCCGAGUACUUCGCCGUCGGAACGAUCGCGAAAGACCAGGUAUCGUCUUACGCCGAGCGCAAGGGAAUGGAUCUAGAGACAUGCGAAAAGUGGCUCUCUCCCAUACUCAGCUACGACCGGGAUUGACCAGACCAUGACCAACACCAGCAAACAUACAACAAAGGCUAAGUAAAUUUGGUGAAACGUCUACAGCUGGGCGGCAGGGUAGCAACGGAGCGUACCAUCGCCGUCAUCAUGGCUAUUUUCGCCAAGCACCCCCCCGUCCUCCAUCCUGAUGGUCCUUGUAUAGAAACGGGAGUAUUUGGAGCCUUCCCCCGCCUCCUCUAUGGGAGCGCCAGGGUCUGCUAGACAGUUCAUUGGGUAGCGCGAGAGCUAGCGUUGUGUUAGGGAGUAACAAAAGGGAGGGGGGGGAGGUGGCAGCGCGACACGUCGUGUUGGUGUUCGAUCUUGCGGUGCCCCCCGUUAGUAGGUCGACAUAUUCGUUGCCCACUUCUACAUGUUUCAUGUGUCGUACACGGCUGCUGCGGCAUCAUCUGCCGUGAAUUGGCUGCCUCUGGCUGCAAGAUGUCUUCGAUGCAUGCUUUGUUGCUGAGAGAACCAACGGCAACGGCAUCAGCGCGUGCGUGUGUCAAUUUUUUAAGUUUAAGUUGAGGAACGAGAGGAGGAGACAGACAGAGCAAGAAAGCCGGCUACGUUUUCACUUGUUUCUCUCCCCCCGGAGUCUUGUCGACGUGUUUGAUCGUGUUUGUUGCCUCGUGGUGAAUCGCGCGGGAUAAGCGCGGUGCGAUUAGCGAAAAGGAUGAGUGACAUGGAGGAAAGAAGACCCACGUUGCGUGCUCAUCUGUGCUGUUAUGCGUGUCGGUUGAUUGGUGUAUAUGGUCGGGUCCCGCUAUUCUCCAAAGUCGCCACCUGUGAAGCAGUGGUCGAGCCCGUCCCUCUUUGUGGGAUUCAUGCAUAAGCAUGCCUAGGCGUGCUUCCCGUAGCAUAAGACAUGCAGUUGGUUAUACGAAUAUGGCAGCAGUUGGCGUGGACGCGACACCGAGUAGUUAUCUUUAGGCCACAAGUGCCACCAUGAAGGUGCGGUAGCACGGCACAGCCCCAACCGUUCCAGAAAGGGAUGGGUUCCCUGGACGAUUUGAUGCAUGGUGUGGUAUUUUCCUACAGUGUAGUGUGCGGUUGUUUUUUCUGGUAAAUGUGCAGGGCGUAAGAUAUGGGAGCGAGCAUGGAUACGCCCGUUCUGUGUUGUCUCUCUCCACUCUACUUUCAGCGACGUUAUUGCGCGGGGGAGGAUAUUGCUGGUGUGCGAAGGAGCGAUCGUUUGUCUUUACGACGGCGGCACGACCACUAAUAAUUGAUUCUUGACAGUGCGGGGCCGGCCCUGGAUGUGACUGUACCAUACCUUCCUUAGGUCCUCUUCAAGAAGAUUGGUGCAUGGCACCUUCAAGCCCAUGGGCAUGCGAGGUGCUGUACAGCAGUAGUAGUAGUGCGUGCUGCGCGGUAGGCGUGUCUUCCAAGAUUGAGGGGGUAAGGUACCCCAUUGGUCGUAUAUGCCCGCGGUAAAAUGAACGGAGGAAUUUAUUUCCCGUGUUGUUGCCAUGCCCAGGUUGUUGUUGGUGACUGGUGUCUUAGCCGUUUGCUCCAAUCUACAUGUGGUUGUUCAUUCGAAUCUCAUCUCUAUUGAUACGUUAUCCAAUGCGAACGUGGACGGAACGAUUGAUUC